ACCGAGUACCGCCCACGCACCCAUAUCUGAAUGAAUUCAACGAAAUAAUAUUGACACCGACAGUGGAGGAUACUCACACAAACCUCCCAUUUUACCCGGAAAAGUGAACGCGAGUUUCGGUGUGCUGAUGGGACAAAAAUAAGUCACGCGUGCACCUCGUGUUUGUGACUGAGAGGACGCGUCCAACUGUCAAAGGGAAGCCUCGACUGUCGAGGGCUCACCGAGAGGCUAGACCCCAUUACUACUAUUCAUUUCUCAACAAUUGAGGGACUCUGUAGGACUGGAUAUAUUUACUCCAUCAGAAUGAGCGGACGAUCACAGAUGACGGCGGUGAACGGCAAAAGGCCAAACACGAUGUCAAUUCGAUAUAAUACAGAGUCAUCAGCGCAACAUUUCGACCUGAUAAAAUACAUAUGUGACUCAUGGGAUUCAGUGUCGAGGGAGUUAAACAUGAGUCACAAUCAGUCCCAUGGAGAUUCGCGAAAUUAUCGCAAUGGUGCUUCAGUGACAUAUUAUCAGGAGAGAGAACCAAACCCACUGUUGAAAGACUUUGAGCCAUUCAACCUGGAGGCGUGGUGGGGCAGACGAGUAGUUCAGAGUAUAACAAGAAAUACAAACUCCUAGUGCCAGGCCCCCUACAACGAUCACACCCGUACAUUCACACACAGGUAUAAAAAACAGAAGAGGUAAAUUAAAGACGAAAAAAAAAUAUUGAGAACUGCGAAUAUGUUUAAAAGUGCAUAAUUAUCACCUAAUCGAGUCUCCAAAGCAUUUCCAAUGACUAAACAACAACAGUCCAAAUAAUUUCUCACAAUCAGAAAAAUUAUUGCAAAACGUCUAUAGAAUUACUCCGAGACUCGAGUUUUAAAUAAUGAUAAAAAGUUAAUUCAGCUUUCCUUUACAUUCCUACGCGUUCAUUCAGUAAAUAAAGAACACGAUAUCAAUGACUUGUUAUGAAGUAUUGAUUUUAAAAUGAGGGGAGAGGAUAUAGUUGAAGGUGCGAUUGAAGAUUGAUGAAAUUUUGAAAAUACUUGUCAUCGGCGCGGGAUCUGAACAGGGCAAUUUGUGGCGCUGUGCGCCAAGCAAUUUGUGUUUAUCAGAGUCCCCAGCGCAAAUAAUGACAUUCACAUCUCACCACGGAAAAUGCAUUGCCCUCACCCACGCAUUGAUCAUCCUUGCCUUCGGAUCAAACAGUAAUCUUGUAUAUGGGGGACGAUGAUCUGUUUUUCAAGGCUCGGAACUAUUUCGAUAUACUACUUGCUUUUUUAUAACCUUAGAUUAAACUUAGAAAAACAGUCAGAAAUGUAAUAAAUCAGUAGUGAAUUGGUAAAACGUAGAAUAGCAUGUUUUUCAUGUCAUUCAAUAUCGAUUAAUCUCAAAUCUUUUGAGAAAUUUUCCCUUCAAUCAACUCCUUCUUGAUAAAACAAUGAAAUAAAAAAAAUGUCAUUCUUUAUUUAUUACGUUUUGACACUCCACUCUUGUAAUAAUAAUCAUAAAUUUUAAUGAAUGUGAGAAGAAUGCUCAUCACACGAUUUAGACGAAAUUUUGCACGAGUUUAUGAUAGAAAUACAAAGAAAAAACCGAGAAAAACGAGUAUUAGAUGAAAAAUUAUAACACCAUUUUCGUAGGUUAAAAUUCAAGAGUUAAAAAUUCUUUCAACUCUCAUCUAACAUUAAUUUAACCGACAGACCUAUUUAUACAUAUGUAUUUACGUGAUGUACAUCAUACGCGUAUAGGUGAUUAAGAAGAUAAUUUCUAUACCCAAAAGAACGAAAGAAAUAAAUAGCUUAUACUACCUUUGUACUACAAAAUCCAAUAAAAUCCGUUCAUUUUUUUUCUACAAAA
Molecule: messenger RNA, 1845 nt
Organism: Diachasmimorpha longicaudata
Lineage: Eukaryota; Metazoa; Arthropoda; Insecta; Hymenoptera; Braconidae
Product: MAPK regulated corepressor interacting protein 2-like
Exons: 4
Coding region: 304-624 (106 amino acids)
Source: RefSeq, a predicted model, not a curated record